GCAGACGGAAGUAGUGCAGGCAAAGUGGCCCCGCAGUCAGGCGCAGCGAGGUGCUGCAGAGCCAGGUAGUGGCUCACGCGACUUGGUCCAAGAUGCCGCGCUUCGCCUUGACCGUCAUCCGCCAUGGUGAAACAAAACUUAAUAAGGAGAAAAUCAUUCAAGGGCAAGGAGUAGACGCGCCCCUCUCCGAGACGGGGUUUAGGCAAGCAGCUGCCGCCGGGCGCUUUCUAAGCAAUGUGCAGUUUACACACGCCUUCUCCAGCGACCUCACGAGGACUAAGCAGACCAUACAUGGCAUUUUGGAGAAAAGCAGAUUUUGCAAAGACAUGGCGGUGGAGUACGACUCCAGACUUCGAGAAAGGAUGUACGGGGUCGCAGAAGGCAGGCCGCUAAGCGAGCUGCGGGCCAUGGCCAAAGCCGCCGGGGAAGAGUGUCCCUUGUUCACCCCGCCUGGAGGAGAGACGGUGGAGCAGGUAAAAAUGCGUGGAAAGGAUUUCUUCGACUUCAUUUGUCAUUUAAUCCUGAGCAAGGCAGGCCAGAGAGAGAGCUGCUUGCCUGCAGCGCCAGGCAGCUGUUUGGAGAGCUCUUUGGCGGAGGUUUUCCCUGUGGGAAAACAUGGCAGCUUGGGGUCAAACCCCAAAGGCGGCGUCCUGGGCUUAGCAGCCAGCGUCUUAGUUGUGAGCCAUGGCGCGUACAUGAGAAGCCUCUUUGGUUAUUUUCUGAGCGACCUCAGAUGCUCGUUGCCCGGAUCCAGAGACAAAUUCGACCUGUCCUCCAUCACUCCCAACACUGGGAUCAGUGUCUUCAUCGUGGAGUGCGAGGAGGCGCGCGAGCCGUCGGUCCAGUGCGUCUGCAUGAACCUCCAGGAGCACCUGAACGGACUGACGGACUGACGGAGAAGCAUUGAGUCUGGAGCCUCAGCCUGGUGUGGUGCUGCCCUCUGCUCCUGCCGGUUUAGAAGCAGUCAUGUGAGAAAGCCCCUACCGGGAUUCUGGCUGUACCAGACACUGGUGGGAUUCCACUCGCAGCCAACCUGGUUUUUCUGAGACAUCCUUUUCUACCGCAGUGUUGUCACUUUAUCCCAUUAUAUCUCUGAGGACAGUCAGCACUGCACAUGGGGCUGAGCAGCCUUUCCCUGUGCUUCCCUUCAUUGGCCUUUUUAAUGUCUAGAUGGUGUUGGCUUUUGAAGAUAAUUGUAUGAUUUUCCACUUGCUUGCCAAGUGCUUGCAAGAGAGAAUGGUUUCAAUAAUUGGCUGCGUAUUUGCAGUGAUUAUAUCAGAGUCCAAAGUGUUCCCAACUGAAGCUUCUUACUGUCAGUGUGUAAGGUAAAAUGACCGAACGCUCUAGCGUCCGCUGGAGAAACUGGCUCUUGGGAUUUUUAUCAUUAUCAUUAUUAUUAUUCUAAAGGCCUCAGAAUAUAGCUGAGGGACUGAAGGGGUGGGUGGGCAGUUAAGAGUACUUCCUGUUACCCUGAGAACCCCAGUUCAGAUCCCGUUACCCAUGUUGGGCAGCUCCCAGCUGCCUGGAACUCCAGCAUCAGGGAGUCAGUGCCUCUGCAGACACUUGCACACAUGCACACAAAUAAAAUAGUAAAAGCAGCCCUGGGGGAGAAAGGACCUUGAUCGAAACACAUUAAGGAUCCUCUGAGCAGAAGUCAAAGGGAGCUUUCCAGGCACACGGGGUGUGGGGGAUGCUCCAAUUGUCCCCUGCUUUGUAUCCCACUUGCAUGUAAAGACUUGCCAGUGAUCUAAAGAGGUGCUGAAGCCUGGGAUCCAGAUGCCACGGAUGAAGUGACCUUCUUUCCUCCAGGUGGCGCUAUAGGAAAGGGAUUUUGAUUGCAGCUCAGGAGUCCUUAGUUAGGAAACCGAUUGAACUGCUGAAAAUUCACACCACAGCCUCAGGAAAAGGAAUUACAUGGGGAAAAUGUAAUUGUAACCCUGGACCCAGAUACAGAGGAGUCUGACCAGGACCUGGUCGGAUCGAGUGCUUUUUGAACAGUAGGCAUCGAACAAACUUAAACCUAGAAAAAAAAUACAGUUCACCUGCAGAGGAAGGUCUAGGUCAAGGCUCGCCAUAGUGGGCUUGCCAGCUGUAAAGCACGAGUGGGCCCUUCCCCAGUCUAGACACUUGGAGGAGCUGGUGACACUACUUUGGGUACUGGUGGCCCCAAACUAGGGAUUUACUUGAGAUUCCAAAUGCAAAUGUACUUUGAACAAAAACAUCACUGACACCAUGAGUCCAAAGUGUGACCAUGUUCCAAGAAACCCAAGGACAUGUUUAAGGAGUCUGCAGAAAAGUUGCUGGGUGGGUGACAGUGAACUUCAGCCAAAGUCGCAUCAGCAUUGGGACCAGUGGUGGAUGUAGAAGUUGAGAGGAAAGUUACAAAAACCUGAGGGGCUUGGCGGUGUUGCUCAGUGGGCCCUGGGUUCUGUCCUCAGUAUUGGGGGAGGGAGGGAACCACAUAAAGGCUGUGGGUUUGGUUCUCUUCCUACUUCUGUGGAGGCCAACCUCCCCCACCCAAGCCCCUGUAAGCCUUCAGGUGUCAACAGUGUGGUCCAGAGAACAGUAGUGACAGAAAGUUUGGUGGGCUGCCUCUGCCUGCAGUUUUACUCUUGUCUGGCCUGAGUCUCUGAGGCUCCCCUGAUGGUGCUUUCUCUUCCUCUUACCAGGCUGUAUUUUCCCAUCCCUAAGAAUAGAUAAUAUGUUACAUUUUUGAACACGUUAAAAGGAAUUUAAAAAACUAUAAAAAUCAGUCGGGGGAGGGGAAUACAUAAUGGAUAAGCUACCUCAAAGCACUGUCAGAGUGUUAUUUUGAUCUAAAAUCAAGUGAGAAGAAACAGCAGAUUUGCCGAACAGGAUAAUUCUCAGAACUCCACCUCCUCUGCCCCCAGCAAGCUCCCGGAGGUGAACUGGUACACAUCCGGCCUGGUACUUUGCGGCUGCACCCUACCUCUGUGGCCUCUAGUCUGACUCACUCACAUUCCACUGUGUAGAUUUGUUGCAAAGAUUCCUUUUUAGCAACUUCAGGUUUAUGGAAAAAUCAAGCAAAAGGUUCAUCCCCCUACACACCUUCCCCCAUUCUGUUAGCAAAAUCCAUAGUGUUAAAAGGAGCCUGUAUCUGGAUGAAGUGUGCCGUAUGUCAGUACUGAGUUACCAUGUUAGUAACUGCACGUGCCUCACAGCACAGAACGUGGCCCGCCAAGUGCAUGCCGGGAGUGGAUGUUGCCUUCUCAUGACUUCAGCGUUUGCUCUGACUGUCAUCUGCACUGCAUAUAAAGCCCAGUAUUUGCACCGUUCUUAGUGUGCCCAGCACUGCCUUUUUUUUGCCAGUAUUGGAUGCAUGGAUUUGAGAGGGCUUUGGAGGUGUUGCUCAGUGCGCCCUGGGCUCAGUAUUGGGGGAAAGAAACACAAAAGGAGAAAAACCUGUUCUUUUAAGAAGAGAAAUCCGUGGGGCUGGAGAGAUGGCUCAGUGGUUAAGAGCACUGACUGCUCUUCCAAAGGUCCUGAGUUUAAAUCCCAGCAACCGCAUGGUGGCUCACAACCAUCUGUAAUAAGAUCUGAUGCCCCCUUCUGGGGUGUCUGAGGACAGCUACAAUGUACUCGUGUAUAAUGAAUAAAUAAAUCUUAAAAAAAAAAAAAAAAAAAAAGAAGAGCGAUCCAGUGUUAGUGAGGAAAGGCCCAGUGAGCCAGCUCUCCAGCGUAGUCCUCUGGUUCUUCCCACUUUACCUCUCUCAGAGCAUAUGAGCGGCGGUGUUGUUCCAAUGCCUUUCAAAUGUACAUAAAUGCCCAGCUAUCUGCAGCCUUCGGUUUACCCAUAUUGUUUGAUGCACUGUUUAUCCGGGAAUGUAUGGAUCUGUUUGAUUGUAACCGGUAUUCUACUGAAUAAAUAAACACCUUUUGUUUUUUA
Apodemus sylvaticus (European woodmouse) is the source of this 3907-nucleotide messenger RNA. It is a transcript of the gene Tigar, whose product is annotated as TP53 induced glycolysis regulatory phosphatase. Gene Ontology annotation, biological process: negative regulation of programmed cell death; positive regulation of DNA repair; regulation of pentose-phosphate shunt. Lineage: Eukaryota; Metazoa; Chordata; Mammalia; Rodentia; Muridae. The transcript has 6 exons. Gene Ontology annotation, molecular function: fructose-2,6-bisphosphate 2-phosphatase activity. The coding region runs from base 93 to 893 and encodes 266 amino acids. The record is from RefSeq and is a predicted model, not a curated record. Gene Ontology annotation, cellular component: cytosol.